Molecule: messenger RNA, 617 nt
Organism: Striga hermonthica
Lineage: Eukaryota; Viridiplantae; Streptophyta; Magnoliopsida; Lamiales; Orobanchaceae
Source: the annotation of a GenBank genome assembly
GUAUCGAGGUGGAUCCUUCCAAGGUUUCAGCUGUUCAGAAUUGGUCAGCACCGAGGAGUCCGUCCGAGGUUCGCAGUUUUCUCGGUCUAGCUGGAUACUAUCGCAGGUUCAUUGAGGGCUUUUCCAAGAUUGCCCUCCCUCUAUCCCAGCUGACGAGGAAGUCUGUGAAGUUCGAAUUGACUGACCGAUGUGAGGCGAGCUUUCAGGAGCUCAAGAGGAGAUUAACUUCAGCACGGGUGUUGACUAUUCCCGAUCCUUCUCGGAUCCGCCACAACAUCGUAGGCCAUGGCGUCCAGACCUACGCUCGCGCAGUUGCCAUUGCACAAGAAGUCGAUGCCAGUAUCCGACGUGAAGCCAUCCAGACACCAGCCCAACCAGUUGCUCAGCCACUAGCCCAGCCCAAAGUUGCCCAACCGUCAAAGAACCAGAAGAAGAGGAAGUACAGAAACACUCUUGAUGACCGGAGGACCCGUCCCAGACAAUAUCCAGAAUGCCCAACCUGCGAGAAACACCAUGUGGAGAAUGCCUUGUGGGCCAGAAUGUUUGUUUCUUUUGCCGUCAGCCAGGUCACUUCAGCAGUAACUGUCCAAAACGACUGCAACAACAACCACAACAAC